GAAAAACUUUCAACAGUUACUGACAGUUACUGAAGCUUCAGCAUCUUGGCUGUAUGUUAUUUCUUGAGUGUAAUUAAAAUUACUUAAAUUUCUUAGUGCAGAAUUAUGCUCUCUCCUACCUUAAGCAAUGAAAAUAACAAAGGUAUGCUAGAAAGUGAAAUGAAACUUUUGUUCCCAGAAAUCAUCGAUGACAAGAUAAAGACCCUCGAAUUUUUAUUCGCGGCACGUGGUAUUGUGCGAAUUGUAGAUAAACUUGGCAAAGUUUUUGCUCCGGUUAAAUAUGAUAUUCAGGGUAACAUCGACAAACUCGCUACAAGAUACGCAACAAACAAAGAGAAAAAUACAACCCUACAAGACAUGAUUCUAAUUGAAAUAGCUACCGAAACAGCCACCAAUUUCAUUGCUACGGAUGCUUUAAUGUGGUUAACUCGAGGAUUACACAUGUUUUUAUUAUUUUUUGAAAAAAUUGUUCAAGAUGCUAAAACAGGAACACCAACGGAAGAUUUGGUAGCAUUUCUAAAAAAGUCUUACAAAGAAGCCCUAGAACCAUACCAUGGAUGGAUGGCACAACAACUUUUUGAUCUACUUUCGCGAAUGGUUCCUACACGUUCCCAACUUUUACGGGUACUUGCCAACGAACAAGCUGACAACAAAAAUGGUAUUGUUAUUAACGAUAUGGAAAUCUAUUUGAUCCAUUUGCGACGCAACGUUUCGGUAAUACAGUCAUUUUACAAAACACAUAAUUUAGAAAAUAUAGUAUAGAACAUAUUUAAUGUACUAUACAUGAAACACUGUAAGUAUAUUACAUACAUACGUAGUAUCAGUGUCAGUAUCAACUACACACAUAUAAACCAUAUUAUUUACUACAAACAUUUGAUCGGAAACGUGCCAUAGUAUAAAACUUUGAUAAUACUGCUUGAGAAUUCUUGAUAAAUACCAAACAAUUUUGUUAUAUUUUAAAAUACUAAAUUUUAUUAGAUUUUAUUAAAUUUAUAAUU
Osmia bicornis bicornis is the source of this 998-nucleotide messenger RNA. RefSeq names its product pleckstrin homology domain-containing family A member 8. The record is from RefSeq and is a predicted model, not a curated record. Lineage: Eukaryota; Metazoa; Arthropoda; Insecta; Hymenoptera; Megachilidae. The coding region runs from base 106 to 762 and encodes 218 amino acids. The transcript is spliced from 5 exons. Gene Ontology annotation, molecular function: ceramide 1-phosphate binding; ceramide 1-phosphate transfer activity. Gene Ontology annotation, cellular component: cytoplasm; cytosol; membrane. Gene Ontology annotation, biological process: ceramide transport; intermembrane lipid transfer.